Prionailurus viverrinus (fishing cat) is the source of this 3617-nucleotide messenger RNA. RefSeq names its product A-kinase anchoring protein 8 (gene AKAP8). Gene Ontology annotation, molecular function: protein kinase A regulatory subunit binding; DNA binding. The record is from RefSeq and is a predicted model, not a curated record. The transcript is spliced from 14 exons. Gene Ontology annotation, cellular component: nuclear matrix; nucleus. Lineage: Eukaryota; Metazoa; Chordata; Mammalia; Carnivora; Felidae. Bases 1425 to 3326 code for a protein of 633 amino acids.
GGGGGGCGCCUUGGGCUGUCCUAGCCGUUUCUACCCCUCAGACCCGGCGGGACUGGCCCGGUCGACCCCGCCGCUCGGAGGUCCGCCUUCCCGCUUCGGAAGACCACAAAAUGGCGGCGCCCGGGGGCGGAGCCACGGCACGAGCUUGUGGGGCGCCGGGCCCGCGGUUGGAGGCCGAUGGAGUUCGGCUGCCUAUCUCGGGGAUGUGAGGCUUGGCCGGGGCUGCACGCUGUGCACGUGCUCCGUCGCGCCGGUCCCGGAAGCCGUCCGGGCGGCGCUGGUCGGGCCUUGCCCCACCAGUGCGCGGUCUCCGCAGGGGCUAGUGUCGGCGGGCGCCUGCCGCAUACGUGACUCGUGCUGGCCUAGGACAGGACUUCGAGGGUCAGGUGUUGGGUCUCGUGCAGAAUUGCAAACCUGAUGUGCCCUGGGGUGGUGGCAGAUCCUUGGCCUUCCUUCAGGCAGCCCCUCGUUGUGGCCUGGAGGUGUCUGGGGGCUGUGUAAGAGGAGACGUGCCUUUUCCCCACUUGGGCCUCAGGGUCUGCGGCAGGACGGGUUUUCUCGAGCGACUGGCUCUCAGUGUCCAGAAUCCGAGAUUUCUAGGAUGCUUUUGCUGUGCGCUGGAAGCCAAGUUUGCCCGUGGAGAACAGUUGAUGUUGGAAUACGUGGGGUGGGGGGCUUAACCAGGUGCCGUCCCUAUCCAAGUAUCUAUCCGAGGUUGGGGAAGCAAGCAGUCUGAUUUUCGUUACAACAGCUAAAGAAAGGCACUGAUCUUGAAAGGUGGCAGUGUUAGGAUCCAGCAGAAGGAAUUGCAAGAGAGCUGUUGAGGUGCCUGGUGUGCUUGGGUGUCUCCAGUGUUCUGGGGUGGCUCACCCUGGCUUUCCCCGUCUUCUCUGCAGUCUACCUGGGUCUCGCAAUUCCUUGCCUGCUUCCCGCCAGAUCUUUCAGCCAGUAACCCUGCCCUAUGCACGUCCUGAGCACGAAGAGGUUUUAUGCUCCUGACUUCCUACCUGCCAGAACCCUUCAGGUUCCGGUUAGAUGCUGGGGCCUCCUUGAGUCCCUCUGUGGCUUUUCCACCUCGAGUUAUUUCUCAGGACUCGCUGAGCCUUGACAGUUGGUUCCUGACCAUAGGAGGCACCUACAUCUGAGUUCAUGUCUCAGUUCUUCCAUUCUCCAGCUCCAUGAUCAUGGGCAAGUGCCAGCCUCUUGAGCCUCUGGGACAAUAGGGCUAUGGGGCAUGGAGUGCUGGACCCACCAACACCCAAGGUGCAUACGGAACCGGUGUGACCAGCUGGCAAGGUUAUGAAAACUACAAUUAUUAUGGUGCCCAGAACACCAGCGUCACCACAGGAGCGACCUACAGCUAUGGCCCAGCCUCAUGGGAGGCCACCAAGGCCAACGACAGCCUGGGAGCUGGGGGCCCUGCCAUGCACAUGGCUUCUUAUGGUCCAGAGCCGUGCACCGACAAUUCUGACUCUCUCAUCGCCAAGAUCAAUCAACGUUUGGACAUGAUGUCCAAGGAAGGAGGCAGGGGCGGGAGCAGCGGCGGUGGGGAGGGCAUGCAGGACCGGGAGAGCUCCUUCCGCUUCCAGUCGUUUGAGUCCUAUGACUCCAGGUCUUGUCUGCCUGAGCACCAUCCGUACCGCCCCAGCUACAGCUACGAUUAUGAUUUUGACCUGGGGCCUGACCGAAAUGGGGGCUUUAACAGUCAGUACAGUGACUGCCGGGACCCAGCCCGUGAGCGGGGCUCCCUUGAUGGCUUCAUGCGGGGCCGGGGCCAGGGCCAGGGCCGCUUUCAGGACCGGAGCACCCCCAGCACCUUCAUGCGCAGCGACCCUUUCUUGCCGCCGCCGCCGGCAGCCUCCUCCGAGCCCCUUUCCGCUCCCUGGACGGAGAUGAACUAUGUGGGUGGACGGGGCCUGGGAGGCCCCUCCCCCAGCAGGCCACCGCCUUCCCUCUUCUCCCAGUCCAUGGCCCCAGACUUCAGCGUAAUGGGCAUGCAGGGGGCCGGCGGCUAUGACAACUCUGCGCCCUAUGGAUGCGGCCGGUCACAGACCCGGAUGAGGGAUCGGCCCAGACGGAGAGGGUUUGACCGCUGUGGCCCAGACAGCAUGGGCAGGAAACGGAAGCAGUUGCACAUCUACGAUGAGCCUGACACCAAACUGGCCCGGGCUGACAGCGAAGGAGAUUUUUCUGAAAAUGAUGAUGGAGCUGCUGACUUCCGGUCAGGAGAUGAAGAAUUCAGGGGUGAGGACGAGUUCUUUGACUCCGGGAGGCAGAGAGGAGAGAAGGACGAUGAGGAUGAUGAAGUAAAGAAGAGAAAGGAAAAGCAAAGGAGGAGAGACCGCAUGCGAGACCGAGCGGCAGACAGGAUUCAGUUCGCCUGUUCUGUGUGCAAGUUUCGUAGCUUUGAAGAAGAUGAAAUCCAGAAGCAUCUACAAAGCAAAUUUCACAAAGAGACACUGAGGUUUAUAAGUACCAAACUCCCUGACAAGACCGUACAGUUCCUCCAGGAGUACAUCGUAAACAGGAAUAAGAAAAUUGAGAAGCGGCGUCAGGAGCUGAUGGAGAAGGAAAGCACAAAACCCAAACCAGACCCUUUCAAAGGGAUCGGCCAGGAGCACUUUUUCAAGAAGAUAGAGGCGGCUCACUGCCUGGCUUGUGACAUGCUGAUCCCCGCGCAGCAUCAGCUCCUCCAGCGGCACCUGCACUCGGUUGACCACAAUCACAACCGCAGGUUGGCUGCUGAACAAUUCAAGAAAACCAGUCUCCAUGUGGCUAAGAGUGUUUUGAACAACAGACACAUAGUGAAGAUGCUGGAAAAAUACCUCAAGGGUGAAGACCCUUUCACCAACGAAGCCGUUGAUCCAGAAGUCGAAGGAGAUGACAAUUUAGGAGGUGAGGAUAAGGAAGAGACACCUGAAGAGGUGGCUGCGGAGGUCUUAGCUGAGGUUAUUACGGCAGCAGUGAGAGCCGUAGACGGGGCGGGAGCGCCUGCUCCGGAAGGCAGUGAAAUGUUGGCCGAAGGGGAAGGCCCCGUGGACUCGGCGGAGGCCACUCGUGGCCCCCACUCUGAACAGCUGGGAGAAGUGGAGACACCGUGUGGCACGGCAUCUGAGAAGGGCAGCGCUGAAGCAGAGGCUGGGGGUGAAGCCGCCCUGGCCAGCAAUGAGGCCGCUGAGGCCAGAGGCGAAGUGGCAGCAGAGGUGGAGGGCGCCGAGGUCGUCCCUGCUCCUGCUCCUGCUCCUGCCCCGGCUGCUGCGGGAGCCAAAGAGAAGCAGACGGAGCAGACGGAUGCAGAGCCCGAAGGUGACGUUCCCACAGACUGAGCCUCCUCCCCGUUUCAGGGGAUGUGUUUCAGAAAUGCGUUGCUCUCUCUCCUUUUGCAUUGCUCUCUCUCACUGUUUGUAAGCAGUGCUAGGUGUGUUACUGGAAUAUGCUGGAAACUUUGGUGAAGAGACCCAGCCAUUUCCUUCCAAAAAGUGUACCUCUCGGGCUUGUGUUGCAGAGUUGUCUGGCUUUCCGCCUUGGUUUAAAGGCUGCAGAAGUUGUACAUUCCCCCAAGUGGCUGUGAAAUCUCUCUACACUGCAGUUGGAGUAAUAAAAGUUGGGUAAUUAGA